Ooceraea biroi (clonal raider ant) is the source of this 709-nucleotide messenger RNA. RefSeq names its product NADH:ubiquinone oxidoreductase subunit 18 (gene ND-18). Gene Ontology annotation, biological process: electron transport chain. Gene Ontology annotation, cellular component: respiratory chain complex I. The record is from RefSeq and is a predicted model, not a curated record. NCBI's taxonomy places the organism in Eukaryota, Metazoa, Arthropoda, Insecta, Hymenoptera, Formicidae.
AUGGCAUCUCGCGCAUUAUUGCGACAAUGUGCGAGUGGAAUUAACAAAUCCUAUCCUGGAUUAACCAGAUCACUCUCGAGUAAGAGCACUGAUGUACAAAAGAAACAACCUGAAACAAAACGCAAAGAUUUCGAAACGACUGUGAUGACGCAAGAAGAAAUCAAAUAUAUGCAAGCUUUGAAGUCUACAAUUACUGUAGGCGAGGAGGAUGUAGGUUGUGUAUCCGGUGUACCUGAGGUGCACAUUAAGACUCGCAGAGUUCGGAUUUAUCAACCUGCUAAAAACGCCAUGCAAUCAGGAACGAAUAACAUUCAUUUCUGGCAAAUGGACUUUGAUACGCGCGAACGUUGGGAGAACCCGUUGAUAGGAUGGACUUCCAGCGGAGAUCCCAUGUCAAACGUGCAAGUCAAUUUUACGACGAAAGAGGAGGCGAUUGCACAUUGCAAGAAAAUGGGAUGGGACUAUUAUGUACAGAAACCGAAUGUCAAUCAACCGAAGCCCCGUAGUUAUGGCACAAACUUUUCAUGGAAUAAGCGUACCAGGGUCUCGACGAAAUAGGCGCUUCCAGGUUGUCAUUUGCAAUUUUGCGCCAUAGCUACGAUGAGGUUCAUCGUUAACUGUAGUAAUUUAAAAUCUCUGCGAUCAUUAUAUAUAAUGUGACAUGACACAUAUUAUAUAUAAUUAUUACGCACGUGUACUAUAAUGCAAA